This is a messenger RNA of Glarea lozoyensis ATCC 20868, 909 nucleotides long. Its product is annotated as Protein kinase-like (PK-like). The record is from RefSeq and is a predicted model, not a curated record. The coding region runs from base 1 to 909 and encodes 302 amino acids. Lineage: Eukaryota; Fungi; Ascomycota; Leotiomycetes; Helotiales; Helotiaceae. Gene Ontology annotation, cellular component: mitochondrion. The transcript has 3 exons.
AUGCCACCUCAAAUCUCUUUCUCUAUACCUCUGCUAAUAUUACCUAGUUAUAAUGAGUCUAUGCGUCUCAAAGAACGAGUUUUACAUUUCGACGUUGCUGAACUUAAAAAAGCUGCUGCAGCUACAGUCCACAAAGAUGCAGCUGAUGUUUCCAACUUCUCCAAAAUUGCGGAGGGCGGAUUCAACAGAGUCUUCGAAUUGACCAUCGAUGGCAUCCCAGUCUUGGCAAGACUUCCAUAUCCGGCGACAUAUCCAAAACACCUCACCAUUGCCAGUGAGGUGGCUACUAUCAAUUUAGUCAGAUCAUAUGGAGUACCAGCUCCUAAAAUCCUCGGAUACUCUACCACUAGCAACAAUGCAGUGGGUUCUGAAUAUAUUAUCAUGGAAAAGGUCCACGGUAGAGAUCUCGGGGAUAUUUGGUACGAGCUUUCCGAAAAAGAACGUCUAAAAGUUCUCUCACAGGCCGGGAAAUUAGAGUCCAUUCUGUUCUCUAUACCUCUGCCUGCAUAUGGGAGCGUGUACCACAAAAGCGACCUCGGAGUCGGAAGUGAAAGCGUCGAUUUCAAAGGUGGGGAUCUGGAUGCCACGCAGUUCAGUAUUGGACCAGAUGUUGCACAAAAAUGGUGGUACGACGGCCGGGAUGACUUGCCAUUUUCUCGUGGACCAUUCACAAAGAUCGACGAUGUUUUCACGGCUGGGGCGGCAAAGGAGAUAGCAUGGCUCAAAACUCACGAUCGGCCCCGCCUUCCCCACAUACUCGCACACAGAGAUCUUUACAAUUAUCAGAAGGUAUCUCCAGCAGACCACUUAGCAAGCCUUGAAAAAUAUCUUCAAAUUGCUCCAUAUAUGUUCCUCGCGAUGAUUUCCUUUCGCGGCCCACCCUUCGCCAUCCGAUCUCAACCCUCAUAA